UCGAGAAAAUCUAGCAUUUUUCCCGAGAAAAUCAUUUUCCUCUGGUUCACCUUCUUUUUGCUCGCUUAAUACUUCGAUUCGAUUGAAUCCGGCUAACAAGUAACCUCACUAACGCAAACUGAUGGAUCGGAGGAGGGCGGGUAGCCCGGUUUAUGGUCGCCAGUGGAGCGAAUCAUCGAACAGUACGGAGUCUACGUCGCCGGCGAUGUCUCCUGCUCACCGGAAACAGCUCGGAGGUGUCGGAGGUUUCUCCACCGUCAAGCGAACACAGAACGUAGCUGCCAAAGCGGCGGCACAGCGAUUAGCUCAGGUCAUGGCCUUGCAGAACAAAGACAACGGGGACGAAGAUGACGAAGACGAGGAUGAAGAUCUAAGCCUCAGAUUCGCAUCUCCUUCACUAAAACCUGCUCGCCAUGCACCUUCUUCUCUUUCCUCCACUGGAAGCAAUAACAGCAACGGAAAUAGUAAUUUUCCGGCUGUUUCCUUCGCUCCCCGCACUAGAUCGCCGUCGCCUGCGAUAGGCAGGAACUUCGCCGAGCAAGUGCCUUCAGUGCGUUCUGCUUCGGCCGGAAGGCCGUCGAUGUCUGCUAGAUCCACGACUCCGACUGCGACUCCGACUCAUAAUCUAAUGCCUCCAAGUAGGGUGUCGGUGAAAGCUCCGAAUCCUAUUCCUCCACUUGAUCCUCCGACUAGGAACAGAGAUAAAAGGUUUUUUGCUGAUUUACCGUCAGUAAAUUCAAAAGAAAAGGGUGAUCAGCGGGAAGCUUCAGCUCUUCGUGAUGAACUGGAUAUGCUACAAGAAGAGAAUGAGGUUGUAUUAGAGAAGCUUCGUCGAGCUGAAGAAAAGAGGGUGGAAGCAGAAGCUAGGGCUAAGGAGCUCGAGAAACAGGUUGCCUCUCUUGGAGAAGGAGUGUCUCUGGAAGCGAAAUUGUUAAGCAGGAAGGAAGCAGCAUUGCGUCAAAGAGAGGCUGCUCUAAAUGUUGCUAAACAGAAAAAGAAUGGGAAGGAUGAGGAAAUUGUUUCCCUACGUUCAGAACUUGAGAGCUUGAAAGACGAGGCUAUAACUGCUGCAGAAAGGCUUCAAGAAGCGGAGUCUGAAGCGAAGUCUCUUCGCACUAUGACUCAAAGAAUGAUUUUAACACAGGAUGAAAUGGAAGAAGUAGUCCUAAAGAGAUGCUGGCUUGCCCGGUAUUGGGAUUUGGCUGUACAACAUGGCAUUUGUGCGGAUAUAGCACCGUCCAGGCAUGAGCACUGGUCAGCGUUGGCUCCUCUUCCAUUUGAACUUGUCACCUCUGCAGCACAGAAGGCCAAGGAAUUAUCCUCGGAUAAAGGUGGGAAUGAUCGGAGUAAGGCUGCUAGAGAUUUGAAUGAUCUUACUGGAGAAGGAAACAUUGAAAGUAUGCUUUCAGUUGAGAUGGGUUUGAGAGAGCUAGCAUCAUUAAAGGUUGAGGAUGCUAUCAUGCUUGCAUUCGCCCAGCAGAGAAAACCAAGUUUGAUUCGUCACACUGCUUCUGAUUCCAAAGGUCAUGGAGAGUCCAGAUUUAUAGAUGCAUAUGAAUUGGGUGAAGCGGAACAAGAAGACGUUACGUUUAAGCAGGCAUGGCUGUUGUACUUCUGGAGCAGAGCUAAGUUACAUGGUGUGGAAGAAGACAUUGCAGAGGAACGUUUCCAGUUAUGGAUCAGCCGUAGCAACGGGAAAUCUCCGACUUCUCACGAUUCCUUGGAUGUGGAAAGAGGUUUAACAGAGCUAAGGAAACUGGGCAUAGAGCAACAGUUAUGGGAAGCUUCUCGAAGAGAAAUCGAUCAGCUUCCAUCUCCUACUUCCUCUCCUUCGAAUCACGAUCUCGACGCUGAUUCAUAGUAUUAAAGUUUUUCCUCUCUUAUAAUUUGUUGUUUCUUCUCUCUCUCUGAUAGAAUGAAAUUUUCGUUUUGUAUAUUUCUCUUCAUGUAAGUUUCACGAAGAAUCUGUGUGCCAUUGUUUUUUUUUUUCCUUUUACUUUUCACAGUUGCCUGUGUAAGCUUUGGUAUUCUUAUUUUCAAAUCCAACAAGUUUUGGGAAAAGAAGAGGCAC
Molecule: messenger RNA, 2071 nt
Organism: Eutrema salsugineum
Lineage: Eukaryota; Viridiplantae; Streptophyta; Magnoliopsida; Brassicales; Brassicaceae
Product: coiled-coil domain-containing protein SCD2
Exons: 17
Coding region: 122-1861 (579 amino acids)
Biological process (GO): cytokinesis by cell plate formation
Source: RefSeq, a predicted model, not a curated record